UAGUAGCUUAUCACAGUAUUGGUUGGACCGAGUCCACGCGCAAUCUGUUGCUAGCUAGUAAGGUGGCGUAUCGUGUCUUAUAAUUAGUUACUUUGUUUCAAUUAAAGAUGAAAUAUAACGAGCUCGGACACACUGGUAUAAAAGUCUCUCAUAUCAGCCUGGGAGGUGCAGCGUUCAGUAACUUUUACGGAUCGUUCGACGAGGAAAAGGGCUUGGAACUAAUAAGAGAAACGCUGAAAUGUGGAGUGAAUUAUGUGGAAACUGGACCUUGGUAUGGCGGCGGAACUUCCGAACGAACUAUUGGGAAGGCUCUGGUAGGAGUACCACGGGAUUCGUAUUUCAUCGGCAGUAAAGUCGGCAGAUAUGAGAUGGCGACUGAGAGGAUGUUUGAUUUCUCCGCGGAGAAGACCGAAGCUGGAGUGGACAACACGCUGCGUCUACUCGGCUUGGAUUAUGUGGAUUUGAUACAGGUCCAUGACGCCACAUUCGCACCAGAUAUAUCAAUUGUCCUUAAAGAAACAUUGCCGAUGCUCGAAAAAGCAGUGAAAGAUGGCAAAACACGAUACAUAGGCCUUGCUGAUUACGACAUAGAUCUCAUGAAGGAGAUCAUUGAGGAAUCUGAUGUUAAAAUAUCUUCGAUUCUGUCGUACGCGAAAUCGACAUUAUGUGAUAAUCGGCUGCAGAAUUACACCAAGUAUUUUAAGAGCAAAGGAAUCAGCGUGAUUAACGCGGCUGCUACUGGUAUGGGUUUGCUGUCGAACCACGGGCCGCAGCCAUGGCAUCCUGCUAGCGAUGACAUCAAGGCCAUUUGUAAGAGGGCUUCCGACUAUUGUAAGGAACAAAACGUGGAGCUAGCCCGCCUCGCCACUUGGUUCACGCUCAACCAGCCAGAUAUCGACACGAACAUAUGUGGUUUCUACAACGUGGAACAGCUAAGGGAUACCAUCGACGUGCUGGAUAAUGGCCUGACUGAGCACGAGGCACGGGUGCUAGAAGACAUCCAAUUAAGGUUCUUCGACAAUGUGGCGUUGCACUGGGAUAACGUUGAGCUGCCCAUUUACAAGGCAAAAUUAAAUGCAUUACAGAACAAGUAAUAUGCGAGGAAGUAUAACAAAAUCAAAGAAAUAUUACAAAACCUUGCUUCAUUUCAAAUUUUAGACAUCAGUUUCACUGUGUCGUGAUAAUAUAGUGUUAAAGACAAAAUACAUCAUUGCCGAAAAUAAAAAUAAAAUGUAUGUAAAAUAA
Helicoverpa armigera (cotton bollworm) is the source of this 1245-nucleotide messenger RNA. RefSeq lists its product as uncharacterized. The transcript has 7 exons. Gene Ontology annotation, molecular function: L-galactose dehydrogenase activity. NCBI's taxonomy places the organism in Eukaryota, Metazoa, Arthropoda, Insecta, Lepidoptera, Noctuidae. The coding region runs from base 108 to 1094 and encodes 328 amino acids. Gene Ontology annotation, cellular component: cytosol. The record is from RefSeq and is a predicted model, not a curated record.